AUGGGAAGACUUAGGGAAGAGUACAUUCGCCUAAGUUUCAAAGACUUCGACCUGGAAAGUUUUGAUUUUUGUGAUGGAGACGCCCUCUCUCUUUACGCAGGACCACACACCAGAACACCCACCAUAGGGAUAUUUUGCGGGAACGAACGUCCGAAUGACCUCAUUUCUACCACUAACGAACUGCACAUUGUAUUCCGUAGCGACUUCAUAUCUUCUGCUAAAGGUUUUCACGUAUCUUAUCAAACUGUAUCUUCCAGAGCUUUGUGUGAAGCGAAUGAAAUUCAAUGCCGCAACCGGAAAUGUGUAUCACAGUCCUUCACGUGUGACGGAAAGGAUGACUGUGGAGACGGAAGUGACGAAGCCACUAAAAUAUGCGGUGCUGAGGAUCCAGCGGUAACAGUACCGUGCGGACAACCGUCCAUUCCUCCACUUGAAGGAAAUGGCGAAGACCGCAUCAUUGGUGGUCAAGAGGUUCGUCCGGGCAGCUGGCCGUGGCAGGCAGACUUACAACUCUUUCCUGUUCAUCCCAACGGACACACGUGUGGGGGAACGUUGAUCAACUCUCAGUGGGUUAUCUCUGCGUCACAUUGCUUCGAAAGUUAUCCCAAGAAGGAGUUCUGGAGAAUCCAUCUUGGAAAUCACCACAAGUUCGAGAAGGGCGAUUCCGAACAGAUUCGGUACAUUGAUAAACUGGUUGUUUACCCUGAUAUUCCGGAGGAGGAGUUCCAGAAGACCAGACAGUUUGACAUCAUGAACGACAUUACUUUAUUUAAGCUGAAUGCCCCUGUCAACAUUACAGAUUACGUUCGUCCAAUCUGUCUACCACCGUUUAACGAACUUCUUCCCACAGGCACGAGCUCUUACGUCACAGGUUGGGGAGCUACCAGAGGCACCGGAAGUAACGCUGUUUUGAAACAAGCUGAACUAAAAAUUCAGGACGAAAAAGCAUGCGCAAAUCCCUUCAUCCAGUUCCAAAAAGAAACCAUGGUUUGUGCGGGGCAGAUGGAAAGAGGUCACGGGGUCUGUCAUGGAGACAGUGGCGGCCCUCUAGUGCAUAAAGCCGGGAACCACUGGAAUAUAGUUGGUGUUGCAAGCUACGUCACAGAUGUUAAUAUGAUAUCAGGACUCUGUGCAGUUAGGCCUGACAAACCGUCAGGAUUUGCAAGGGUUUCAACUAAAAUACCAUGGAUCAACGAAAUGAUUAAUAAAUAUAGUUAAGAAGCCGAAUACAAGUCUCACGUGAAGUUAACAUUUACAGUCACGUUUGAAAUUAUAGAAGAUAAAACAAUUAUAAUAAAGUGAUUUUUC
This is a messenger RNA of Limulus polyphemus (Atlantic horseshoe crab), 1308 nucleotides long. RefSeq names its product chymotrypsin-like elastase family member 2A. Bases 1 to 1218 code for a protein of 405 amino acids. Gene Ontology annotation, biological process: acrosome reaction; proteolysis. Lineage: Eukaryota; Metazoa; Arthropoda; Merostomata; Xiphosura; Limulidae. The transcript has 8 exons. The record is from RefSeq and is a predicted model, not a curated record. Gene Ontology annotation, molecular function: serine-type endopeptidase activity; protein binding.